AUGGAAGCCUCGAAAGACGUUGCCCGUCACUACAAUUUGCCUAGCGCCUACCCAGAAGAGUGGCCUAUUCAUUUGGAUGUGAGUGAUGGGUCUGGAGACGAGGCCUCUCAGGAUAAUUAUAGAGGGUUUGGGAAAAGCAAAAGGCCAGUGUUUGGUAGGUCAGAGGCCUCGAAUUAUCGUGACGAGCCAGAUCCCCUUGGAAGUGCUCAAAGCACAGGGGAGCUACUGCGGCAACAAGGCCUAGCAGUCGAACAAGACCCCCGUCUAGGCCGAUUAUUCUUAUCCUCGACUUCUUUUUCUCCGUCACUAUUCCUCACUCAAACACAGCGCUCGGCUUCUGCACAAUCCUUACUGCAGGGAUUGAAUUUCCUUACGGAUUCAAUCGACCGAGAGUCAGCGUCGCUGAAAGCAUUGGUGGAAUCGAACUUCGAGAAGUUUGUGCGAGUCAAAGCUGCUAUUGAUAAUGUAUACGAAGAAAUGGGCGAUCAUAAUGCUGAUAGGGAAGCUACACCACAACGUUCUCUUUCUCAAAGACGCAUUGGCACCGAUCUUGGAACAAGCCGUCCUAAUGCCAUAACGGAAGACAAUGAAUAUGGAUUUAAAGAGAUACACGAGCCGUUAUCCGAGGCCGUGGAUGUUGCAGAAGAAUUGUGGGGAGAGGCGCUUAAUGGCAGGCAGCGUGAGGAAGAUUUGAAGUUGGUUCUAGAUGCUGUUGAAAAGCAGUGGGGAAUCUACGAAAUUGGCACUAGCCUACAACGUUGCAUUAAGCAGCGCGACUACGACACCAUUGUUGAGAAAUACACAAUUGCUCGAAGAUACGCGAAUGAUGCGAGGCUUCUCGUAGACCGCACCAUGUCGAGCCAGAAACCCUUGACUGAUGAUCAGGUCCACACCAUUCUUGUCACUGGUAGAAUGUGGAUGGAUGUUGAGAGACAAAUACAAUCAUUUAAACGUGACUUGUGGCGCCGUCUGAGUAACACUCAAUCAACAGCAUCGGCACUUUCUGCUACUGGGGAUGAUGAGGAGUAUAUGGACUUCAUAGCGACUCUUCUGGAACUCGGAGUCGACGACAACCCUGUUUGGGUUUGGCUCCUAAGUCGGUAUGACUUUUUAAAGACAAGAAUAACCACCUUUUGCGAACGUAGCAAAGCUGAAAUUGAGAUAUUACGCCGUCGCCUGGCUUGCAAAGAGAAGCCAAGUCCCCAGAAUGCUGCGCCGUAUUUACGUCUUCCAACUCGAGAAGCAGCAGUGAAUCAUUCUGAGCCGCUUGAUAGCGAGUCAGUACUAGAAUUCUGGGAAUGUGUGCAUACCUUUCUUAAAAAACUGGCCUCAAUACAAGGCGGCCUCCUUGGCGAUACAAUCGAGUUCUGGGACACUGCACAGUCAUUUAUUAAUGGAAGCAAGCAAAAGCUUCUUCCCGCAGGUUUUGAAGGAGAGAGUCGAAAACAUCAUCGUCUAUCGGCAGAAAGCGUCAAUGACCUAAAUAAGGGCAUAGUUGAGCUUGUAAAUCGUAUCCGGGCUCAUAUUAUAGUACUUUUUGCUGAGCCACCACCAAAAGACUUAUCAAGUCUAUCCAUUCCCUCGCCAACAACCCCUAUGGGAGGCUUAACGCCUACCAGACCUAGGUUCGUUCUCGACCCAAAUGAUAUCCCACCACCUGUAUCAAAAAUGGGAGAAGCAUGGGAAGAAUUCGCAUUCUGGCCGCCAUAUGCAAAUUCACUUAGUGGAACCCAUUAUCUAAGUCACUUUUUGGUUCUCAUUGGAACUGCGGCAAGUGAGAUGGCUGACUUGAGCCCAAUAUCGGGAGGAAGUACUACGCAUGAUCAACUGAAACUGCUUGUCAGCUGUGCUAGAGAACGGUGCGUGCGGGCUACGUGUGCAGCCUGGAACAGUGACGCUGAGCAUUGCAAAUAUCUUGAGGACUGGACGAGAGACCCGGAGCGGAGGGCGUUAACUAAGAUGCCUGGACAUUUCACAUCAUUUGAAAGCGCCGUUCUUUCUGGAAUGCAAAAGAUACUCUAUAUUUCGGAGGCAAUGACAAAGCCCGGCUCUAUGGAUGUUGUUUCUCCCCCCCCAGCCAAACUUCUACAGAUGGUUCGUUCGCAGUUCGUGACGAGCGUGUACAAGGCAUUGAGUGGGCUUGUUGAGAAUGCUGAACGGCCCGUGGUUGUCGAGGGGGAUGACGAAUGGGUCCUAGUCGGGCCCUCAACUUCAGGAGGCAGCCCUGAUAUGCCAGCAUCGGUAUUUGUCUACGGUGGAAUAGAUUCCAAGAACAGGAAUGUGCGCAUGCUUUUGACACUCUCGAACCUCCGGGCUCUUCGCACCGAUUAUGUUCCCCAGCUAGUUACAAGCUUUGAAAGUGCUUUUGCCGUCAAGCUGACUGAGGAAUCGAAAACCAUUCAGGACGUGCUUGGACAAAUUGACAACCGUUUAUUCCAAUCAUACACUCGCAGCGUAGUCGACUCAUUACACUCGACGAUUAUUAACGGAAUUUCGUCCCCAGACUGGGUUCCAUCAACAAGUCGGCCAGAUCAACUUCGACCAUAUGUCUACACCACCAUGCUCACCCUUGUAAUGGUGCACACAGAGGUUUCCACCACUUUACCUGGGCAUACAACCGCCACAUCGUCCCCAAUGUCCCCUUCGUCUCCUACACACACGCUAACACACACAAUCCUGGCGGAGCUCCUUACCCAAAUAUCCAAAUCGCUCCUUGAAGGCUUCAUGUCGCGUCCUAAAUACUCCCUUCCCGCUCUGAUGCAAGCCACUCUUGAUACGGAGUUUAUUGCGCAAACCAUGUCUCAAUACGCCACUGAUGCCGCAGGCCUGGUUCAAAGCCAAAUAUAUCUUGAGCUAGAUCGAAGAACAAAUAAUGAAGCUAGAGCAAAACUUCAAGCCGAGCUCGGGGAGAUGCGGGGUGUGCUCAAACGCUUGAGAGAACGAACACGCGGAGAGUUUGCCUGUUUCAAGAAAGUAAGGACUGCAAGUAGCAAGUAG
This is a messenger RNA of Ophidiomyces ophidiicola, 2997 nucleotides long. RefSeq names its product Exocyst complex component S5 (gene SEC5). NCBI's taxonomy places the organism in Eukaryota, Fungi, Ascomycota, Eurotiomycetes, Onygenales, Onygenaceae. The transcript is spliced from 2 exons. Bases 1 to 2997 code for a protein of 998 amino acids. The record is from RefSeq and is a predicted model, not a curated record. Gene Ontology annotation, biological process: Golgi to plasma membrane transport; exocytosis. Gene Ontology annotation, cellular component: exocyst.